This is a messenger RNA of Equus caballus (horse), 3653 nucleotides long. RefSeq names its product RNA binding motif single stranded interacting protein 2 (gene RBMS2). Gene Ontology annotation, molecular function: mRNA binding. Lineage: Eukaryota; Metazoa; Chordata; Mammalia; Perissodactyla; Equidae. The record is from RefSeq and is a predicted model, not a curated record. Gene Ontology annotation, cellular component: nucleus; ribonucleoprotein complex; cytoplasm.
UGGAAAUGAAAGUUAGAGAUUGAGGGUGUAGUGUGUGUGUAUUUACUCUGCAGAACGUUAGUACUGUCUGUCCCAUUAUCGUAGGAAAAGGUGACAGGAAAACUAGAAUACGGAGUGGGACUUCACUUAAGGAAGGAUUUGGGCUUAAUGUGUGUUGUGGCAAAGCAGACAGAGUUAGUUUAUUUCUUAAGAGAAUUCCAUGAUGGCAGCAAGGAGGCCUUAAGAAGAGAUUUGAAGGCUUUCAUUCUACAUCCCUGUUCUCCUUGACUGGGUAGGAGUUACUGGGUAUCAUUCUUAAGUUUUUGGUUUCCUGCAAGUUUCUUUUCUUGUUAAGGCUGCUUCUACAGGACAUUCCUUUGAAACUUUUAGAGCUCAGAGACUACUUGAAGCAAACAUCCCAACUCUGUGAACUUCAAUUUGGGCAUAAAUUCCAGGUUUGCCAUAUGUGUCAUUGUCUCAGCAGAUGGCACCACCGAGUCCAAGCAGCAGUACCCCUAACAGCAGCAGUGGGAGCAAUGGAAAUGACCAGCUGAGCAAAACCAACCUGUACAUCCGGGGGUUGCAGCCAGGCACUACUGACCAGGACCUCGUCAAGUUGUGUCAGUCAUAUGGCAAGAUUGUCUCCACUAAGGCCAUACUAGACAAGACCACAAACAAGUGCAAAGGCUAUGGCUUUGUGGACUUUGACAGUCCUUCAGCAGCCCAGAAGGCUGUGACAGCACUGAAAGCCAACGGUGUGCAGGCACAGAUGGCAAAGCAACAGGAGCAGGACCCCACAAAUUUAUACAUAUCAAACCUCCCACUGUCAAUGGAUGAGCAAGAACUGGAGGGGAUGCUAAAGCCCUUUGGCCAGGUUAUCUCCACUCGAAUCCUUCGAGACACCAGUGGGACCAGCAGAGGGGUUGGCUUUGCAAGGAUGGAGUCCACAGAGAAGUGUGAAGCCAUCAUCACCCACUUUAAUGGAAAAUAUAUUAAGACACCCCCUGGAGUACCAGCCCCAUCUGAUCCCUUGCUUUGCAAAUUUGCUGAUGGCGGUCCAAAGAAACGACAGAACCAAGGAAAAUUUGUGCAGAAUGGACGAGCCUGGCCAAGGAAUGGAGACAUGGGUGGUAUGGCCUUGACCUAUGACCCCACCACAGCUCUUCAGAAUGGCUUUUACCCAGCUCCUUAUAACAUCACCUCCAACAGGAUGCUUGCUCAGAGUGCGCUCUCGCCAUAUCUUCCAUCUCCUGUGUCUUCCUAUCAGAGAGUAACUCAGACAUCUCCUCUACAAGUACCUAACCCACCUUGGAUGCACCACCAGUCAUACCUCAUGCAGCCUUCAGGUUCAGUUCUGACACCAGGGGUGGAUCACCCCAUUUCUCUCCAGCCUCCCUCCAUGAUGGGACCUCUUACCCAGCAAUUGGGCCACCUGUCCCUCAGCAGCACAGGCACGUACAUGCCAACGGCUGCGGCUCUGCAAGGAGCAUACAUCCCCCAGUACACCCCUGUGCCUUCUUCCGGUGUUUCAGUUGAGGAGAGCAAUGGCCAGCAAAAUCAAGUGACGGUGGAUGCUCCCUCAGACCAUGGGGUCUAUUCUUUCCAGUUCAACAAGUAACAGCGUAGAGCCUGCAUACUUCGCCUUUUUACAAUUUUUAAUUUUGUGAAAUAUUUUUGGAAUGAAAUUUCAUAUGGAAUUUUUCAAGACUGGGCAAGGAACAGGUAGAACAUGAAGCAGGCAAUGGAAGUGGCUUUUCCUCCCUCUGCCCUGCCACAUCCUGGGAGAAAAGACUAGACUUUACCUUCAGAAAGCAGAGAUGUGACCGAGGCUCAUUAAAGAGACAAUCCCACAGCCUUUGGAAGCCAUCGUUGAGCCAAAAUUGGAUGAAGACUAGGUCUUCCCUGGCAAGUUCCAGAAGGAUGGACUUACGACUUCUGACUAAUUCUUCUCACUGCCGAGGCCAACGCACUCUGAGGGAGUCUUCUCCCGCUACAGCUUUUCAGGACUACUUGCUUUCCUGCCUCCUGGAAGACCUUCUUUUCUGCCCUGGGUCUCAGGCCCCUCUCUUCCUUAUCUCACAUCACUGUACUCAGAGCCUUUCCAGUUGUGGCCUGGUUGAACCCCCUGAGGCUCCUUCCACUGUGGAAGGCCAGCUGCUUCCCCUCUAGACAGUGGUUCUCAAGGAGGUGGUUUUGUCCCCUAGAGGCCGUUGGCAAUCCCUGGAGACAUUUUUGAUUGUCAUGCCUGGUAGUGGGGGCUGUGUGCUACUGGCAUCUAGUGGCUAGAGACCAGGGAUGCUGCUAAACAUCCUACAGCACACAGGACAGCCCCACCUCCCCCAACAAAGAACUAUCCUGUUCAAAAUGUCAGUAGCACCAGGGUGGAAAAACCUUGGUGUAGACGGUGUUGCCCCUAACUCCUGUACUAGAGCACUUGGUGAGUUCCCAGCUCAACCCUGGACCGCAGUGCCUUUUGACACUCAUGCAACUGGACAGGCACAGAACUGAGGUCCUUGAAUUUUCCUCAGGCUUUGACCUUUGACACUUCUGCGUACAUCAAGAGCUAGCUGUUCUUGAAAGGCUUGUGCUGUUGUGUGCAUGCCACAUGCAUACACACAUUCAGAGGGAUUGAGGGGGCACUGUCCCCUGUGUGCAGUGCCGGGGUGGGAAAGGACAAGGCUCUCUGUAAAUGUCCAGAGCAACCUGCCCUGCCUGGUAUGUUUGGGCCCCUUUUCCAGGGAACCAGGACAUCAAAAAUAUCCUUCUUGUGGAAGGACAACAGGGAGCUAGGAUAGAAAAGGGCAGUAAAUCCCAUCUCAUUAUUUACAAGGUCAGGGGUCCUUUAAAGAAGUCCCCAUUUUGCUGUUCACCUGCAUCUCCUUCUGCAAGACCUGACUCUUUGUACAUGGAGACACAUAGGAGAGAGCCUUUGCCCAUUUUCCAGAAAAUAAGAUCCUACACCUCUCUUCUCCCAAGUCACUCCCGCAUGCACUGAAUGGAGAGUUCUGCUCCCCUUUGCUGAAAUUCACGGUCAGGUGCCUUUCCACUAGACAGUCAGACAGAAAGCCAGAUGCUGGAGAAUGGAGAAACAGGUGUUCAUUAGGCUGGCUGUAGGGAGAGGAAGGAGAUGAUAUUGGGGGGAAAAAAGCUGUACAGAGAGCUUGGGCCCAGCUUUCCCUCCCCUCCUACCCAUCCCAGAAUUGAGACUCUCAAUGCUGUCUACCCCUAGACUGUCCUUUGUAAUCCUAGGGGUAAGGGAGUGGGGGACAAUGGGUAGCAUAUUAAGUGUAAAGGACAAAAUUGCCACUAUUAAUUUUCUCAUGGGUGCUUCCAACCUCAGGAAGGGCUUAUCUAAUUAAAACAGCUCCAAGCUCAGUAACCUUCUAGAAGGGUUUGGCUGGGUAGGUAGCUCUUAUUUCUGAGUCUCCAGCCCUUAGUCAAGGAAAGUACACCAUAGAUUUCUUGUCAGUGGCCUUGAAGAAAAAGAGAAAAAUCUAGAAUCCUGUUCAUUUGAUUGAUAGUUUGAGGAGCCUUGCACUGCUAGGAGGUUUGGUGCAGUGGGGACCUUUCACGGGUGGAAACUGUUGUUAAUGUCACUGCUGCCCCUUUUCUGCCUCCCAGAACUCCUGAUUCUGCUUUUUCUGUAUUUAAAAAAAAUGUUCAAAUGGCCAUGA